This is a messenger RNA of Penaeus chinensis, 4699 nucleotides long. RefSeq lists its product as uncharacterized. The coding region runs from base 227 to 2953 and encodes 908 amino acids. Gene Ontology annotation, cellular component: mitochondrion. NCBI's taxonomy places the organism in Eukaryota, Metazoa, Arthropoda, Malacostraca, Decapoda, Penaeidae. The record is from RefSeq and is a predicted model, not a curated record. The transcript is spliced from 13 exons.
UUUGUAAUCAGUAUGCAAUAAUGUUUUUAUUAUUGCAAGACGCGAUAUCUAUUGCACUUUCGAAUACGUAAGACAGUAUCCACAUAAUAUGAAUAUUAAAUAGGAAUUGGUGUUUUUGCAACGAAAAAAAGACAUCUUUUCUGUAAAAUACCUACGUAUGUGACAGUGUACCCAAGUAAUCUCAAGUGACAUAAUUGGGUGAAAGACAACAAUUUAGAAAGCCAAAAUGUUCCAGGCAGUGCAGAAACAUUUAGUCCUCCUAAUUCCAACUGCAAAUAUUCCAUCAAAUGCCAUUUCGAAAGCCAACCUCAUCUGUAAUCAAAGCAUCUCUAAAACAUCCAACAGCCUAACUACCUUAAAAAUGUGUCUGAAUCACACCCAGCAUUAUCAUUCGAAAUCAUUUUUGCUGCCACCCUCUUUAAUAAAGAGUGGAAUGCCGUACACAAAUAAUAAUGUCCAUGUUCUCAGAGUUUAUAAUCAACUUGUGUCCUCAUGUAGACAACAAGGAAGAGAUAAGAUUGUGAAAAUUCGUUCUGCCUUUACAAGAAAUAUGAACAAGGGAAGUUUGCGACCAAGAAGAGAAACGCUGGGAAAGCUAGUGUUAAUGUCAUCAUUUCUGGCACCAACGAUGUCCUUUAAUAAUGCUCAAGUUGAGAAGAAAAUCCCAGUCAUAGAAAUCACUAGAAAGGCUAAGAAGAAUAGGAGUUACCUCAUUCAGUUAUUUCUGGAGAUCUACGAGGCCUUCCGAUUAUGUCUGAGAGCAUUACGGCUGGUGAUUACAUUUACGCCGAUCUUCGCUCUCUACCCCAUGACUUUCUUUGGAGAGGAGUGUAAAGAUUUGUGGUGGUACUUGCUUUUGCGAGGAAUAGAGUUCUCAGGACCUAUUCUGAUCAAGUUAGGACAGUGGGCCUCAACACGGAGAGACUUGUUCCCAGACGCUUGUUGCCGCCAGUUUGCCAAGCUCCAGAGAAGCGUCAAACCACAUUCAUGGAAGUACACAAAAUAUAUGAUGAGAAAAGCCUUUGGUCCUGACUGGAGGAAGAUCUUUGUAAAGUUUGACAAUAACAGAAACCCAGUGGGGUCUGGGUGUGUUGCUCAGGUUUAUAAGGUUUGGAUGUCAGCAGAAGCCAUCAGUGAUGAAGAAAUACUCACUGAAAUUCUGUCUGAAAUGGAGGAUGAUGUUUCUGAUUCAUUUGAAGGUAUGCAUGUCAUAGGAUUCAGAAGUUUAUUUGGCAUAGAUGAUGGAGAAGAUGUAAAGCAGAAGAGGAUACUAGAGGAAUGGAGGGAGAAGCGAGACCAGAUGAGGAGAGAAAAGGAGGCGCAGAGGAGAGCAGGUAUAGACAAGGAAGAGCAAAACGUAGAUUUGCAUGAAGUAGUUUUGGAAAAGGAGAAAAAGGAAAUGUCAAAAGUAGACCCUGAAAACGGAGAGAAACAUGUGAAGGAUCAUGAAACAGGGAUGAUAAAAGGUAAUAAAGAGUUUGUUGUUGAAGCAAGUGUUGAUGAAAGUGGGAAGGAAUUAGUUGAAAUAAACACAGGAAUUAUAAAGGAGGAUAAGCAGAUGUUAGACAUUUGUGCAAGUGCAGUGGUUAGCAGAAAAGAGCAGUCCAAUAUUGUGUCUGAUAGAGAAUUUGAAAAGACAGCUGAAAAAAUGAAGGAAAUUGCUUCAGAUAACCAGCUUGUAGAAAAGUUUUACAAAGAAGAAAGUAAAGAUACAACAAGUAGUUUUCAGUCAGAGAAUGAUGAUUCAGGCAAAUCUGAUGUAGAUGUGUUAACAGUAACAGAAAAUUUGGUGGCUGAAUUAGUAAAUACUGAAGAAGAUCAACAGAGACAAGCAGAUCUGGAACCUGAUGAGGAACCCAUUGAAGAUAUAACUGAACAUUCAUUAGUAGAGGAGUGGCAGGAAGGUGUGCAUGACAAGUCUCUCCCACUGGAGGAGGGUCCACCAGAAGACCUGGAUGGCCUUGUGCCUGUGGCAGUUAAGGUUCUGCACCCUGGUAUUUACUCAAAUUUCCGGAGAGAUCUGAAGAUUAUGAAGGCCUGUGCUUCAUUUAUCUCAGCAAUUUAUCCUCCACUUAAGUGGCUUUCCCUCCCUCAGUGUGUGCAAGAGUUUGCUGAGGUGAUGUCAUGUCAGAUUGAUCUCAAACUGGAAGCUGAAAAUAUGGAAUUGUUUGCUGAAAAUUUUGCUGAUAAUCCCUAUGUCCGAUUUCCAAGAAUACUACGGCCAUAUGUAACAAGAAAGGUGCUCGUGGAAACAUAUGAAGAGGGAGAGCAGAUGAUUGAUUUCAUUGGCACAACAGGAGAAGACAAACCUGCUGAGCUUAAGAAACGUUUGGCAGAGAUUGGUGUUGAUGCAUUGCUGAAAAUGGUUUUUGUAGACAACUUAGUUCAUGGUGAUUUGCAUCCUGGCAACAUCUUGGUUCAGAACAACAGUGCCAAGGAAGAGGGCAGCAAUGUAGCCUCAGGAGAUGUUGUCAAAUUCAUGAUGGUGGAUGUUGGGUGUGAUACUUUCGUCAUGCAUGUGGAGCCAGACCCAAAUCCACUGCGCAUCUGCCUCCUUGACUGUGGCGUUGCAUCCAGGCUUAAAGAGAAAGACUUAGCCAAUUUCAAGGCUGUCUUCAGACAAGUGGUUUUCGGUGAUGGAGAGUCUGUGGCCGACUUGUUCCUCAAUAAUAGUGAACACUGCUGUAAGGACCCUGAAGCCUUCAAAGCAGAGAUGACAAGCCUUGUAAAUUCAGCUAGGGAAGAUACAAUAGCAUUAUCACAGAUUGAUGUGGGGGUCCUGCUUCAACAAGUUUUGAAGAUCCUCUUACAUCAUCAGGUGCGGCUUGAAUCUGCCUUCAGUGCUGUGGUUUUGGCAGUCUUUGUUCUGGAAGGUCUUGGUCGAACAUUAGAUCCCAAUAUGGAUAUCUUAGAGAGAGCAAGACCAAUCUUGGUUACUGGAAAAGUGAAAUGAUUAGGAUAGUUAUGAUUCAUGAGGACUAGCUUACUGAAAAUGCUAUUUAGAUGCAUUAAUUUCUGGUAUUUCUCAGUUACAGUAAUACAAGGAUUGUUUUAUGGUAUUAUGUUUGUGGGUUGACUCCUUUUGGCACAAAGCCUUAAGUUCCAGUGGUGCAGCAUUUGCCUUAUUACCAUGACAGGUAUAUAGAUGUUUCCAUUCUUACUUGAGAUUCCUGAAUUUCCUCAUUAUCUGCCAGAUAACAUUACUCGUACUAUAGCAUUUUUCCAACAAUAUUUUUUUCUGUGUUGAAAAACAAAUAGAUUGUACUGGUAAAAACAAAUGAUUAAAGAAAAGUCAGUGAAAUAUUUAUACCAUUUAUGAAAUGGCCUCUAUUGUUAAAGUGGCAAAAUGUUGAUAGUGUAAGAUAGAGCUACGUUACUGUUUACAGAGCUCAACAAGCGUCCAUGUGCAUGACUGUGUUAAUGUUUUUAUAACCUAUUUCCAAAAUAGUUCCUUGCUAUGGUUAAAUCUUGGGUGUAUAAGACUUCAUAUUGUUGAAUGGCAUAUAGACUAUCAAGGUUGUAGUAUUGUAGAUAUUAUUGUGGAUAAUAUACUGUGCUGGUAUAUCAGGAAUGAAUUCUUAAUUUCUAUCAAGUCAGAUAAUGCCUUGUUGCAAAGAUUUUAUUGAUACAAAAUUAGAUGUCUAGAUGGGAUAAUGAAAUAUUUUGUAAAUCGAUGUUUAUGUUAAUUUCAUUAAAAACAGAAACUCACAAGAUAUAUCAUCUAUGAUUACUGAAAGAAUCAAACAGAAAUUUAUGUAAAUUAGAACUGAAUGUUUUUUUUUUUUCUUUUUGUUUUAAAAAAAACAAUAAAUAUAUAUGAAAUAAUAGCAUAAACUAAUAAUGAUUAGUUAUAUCAAAAUUCUGCAUUUGCAUAAAAGUUGGUGUUAGUAUUAUAGCUGUAUGUAACUUUCUUCAGCAACAAGCAUAUGGCUGUGACAUUUUUAUUUUUUGCCUUUUAUAUUUAGCAUCAUUUAUGGCAUGCGGUGUUCAGGGAGUAAUGUGUUUCUUUUUCUAGUCAUCCAGAUCAUAAUGAAGUCAUUUUAAAUGCUGAUGUUCUUCAUUUAUAGCUUUCAUUUUUUUUUUUUUUUUCUUUUUCUUUUCUUCUUCCUUUUCUUCUCUCCCUUUCUUCUUCUUCUUCUUUCUUUUUCUUGUUCUUAGGGGAAGGUUCUGGGAAUAAGGUCUGUAUUCUAUUCAGGCAAUUUACUGCAGUUUGUAUCUUUUCCUCCUUCCAGAUAUUAUGGUAUAUUCCUGUUUAAGAAGAAAUUUUUAGUUAGAGUAAACUGCAUUGCCAUAAUAAUCUAUAUGUGGUACUUAGACAUAAUGUAGAUUAUGUUAGGGCAUUUGCAUGGACAACUUUAGCAGUAUGAACCCGAGGGGUAAAAUGAAUAAGAAUGUAACUUAUUCCUUGCUAUGUAAAAGGUGCAAUAUAUCUCUUAAGUGUAUUGUUCAAGGAUAGGUUUACGUUCAUGUUAACAUUGAACUACCAGAGCAUUUCAGUGCUUGAGCAGCAUUUCUUAGGGAAAAGGAAAAAUCUCAAAUGUAUGAUAAUUCACAUAAUAGUGGACAUGCACAAUGUGAAAUUUCAGAAGUAGAAGAGUCCCAUCAUGUUACUUCAUUACAUUUUGUUUGAAUACAAUGUUUUUAAAGUUGGUAUUUUAUUUUGUUAUGUUUCAGGAUGAAUAAACUUGAUAAGCCUUGC